This is a messenger RNA of Salvelinus sp. IW2-2015, 1885 nucleotides long. Its product is annotated as L-amino-acid oxidase-like. Lineage: Eukaryota; Metazoa; Chordata; Actinopteri; Salmoniformes; Salmonidae. The record is from RefSeq and is a predicted model, not a curated record. Gene Ontology annotation, biological process: amino acid catabolic process. Gene Ontology annotation, molecular function: L-amino-acid oxidase activity.
ACAUGAACACAAUGCAGUUCAAUUUACUUAUAAAACAAAUGAAACAGAAAACUAUUUUCUUUCUCAGGUAAGGUGAGCGGUUAGAGACUCGAAAAUAACACCAGCAUACAACUUUAUCAGAAGAARAUAGGUUUAGUUUUGCUAUAAUUUACCUUUGGAAGUAAUUGGGCUUUGGAAUGAGGAUGAUCGCUUACUUGGCUCUGUGUAAAUACUUCUCUCUAGCCAUAGUUGUGGUCAUAGUUUCCAGUGUGAAUGGAAAUUACCCUCUAUUUGAUUGCCUACAAGACUCAGACUACAACGAGCUACUUAGUAUAGUGGACAAKGGUCUCCCCCACACCAACACAUCUCAUCAUAUUGCCAUCAUUGGGGCUGGCAUGGCUGGCCUGACGGCAGCAAAGUUUUUGGAGGAGGCAGGACACAAGGUAACCAUAAUAGAGUCAAGCAAUCGUAUUGGAGGACGGGUAGAGACGUACAGACCUAAGGGAGAGCACUGGUACGCAGAACUUGGGGCCAUGAGGAUCCCUAACUUCCACACAAUUCUGUUGAAGAUUGCAAACAAUGCAGGCCUUAGUCUGAACCGAUUCAUUGAGGAUGACAAUAAUACCUACUAUUUGGUGAAUGGGUUGCUGCACAAAAACUAUCAGGUGAAAGGGGACCCAGACGUCCUCAACUAUCCGUUGAAUGAAGAUGAGAGAGGGAAGUCAGCUGAUCAACUCUUCGACUUGUCUCUGCAGAAGAUAAGAGAUUAUGUGAAGAACAAUGGCUGCCGUGCCAUGCUGGACAAAUAUGACAUGUUCUCUGUAAAGGAGUAUCUUGUGAAGGAGGCCAAUCUGAGUCGUGGUGCUUUGCGGAUGAUUGGGGAUAUUCUGAAUGAGAACAGUUUAUUCUACACUGCACUCACAGAGGCACUGUAUGAUCAGUCUGAUAUCAAUGAUGAGWCUUUCUACUAUGAGGUGACAGGCGGGUUUGACAAACUACCCAAUGCCAUUUGCGAGGACUUGAAGGGCACCAUCCACCUAAAUUCCAAGGUGAAACGCAUCAGUCAGACCAGCAAUAAAGUGACCGUGUCCUACCAGGACCACCAUCUCUGGCACAAACAAUCCUCCCUCACCCACCUGACAGUAGACUACGCCUUGGUGACAGCCACCGCCAAGGCUACUCUCUUUAUCGACUUCCAGCCCCUGCUCUCAGCAGACAAGAUGGAGGCGCUGCGUUCGCUGCACUAUGAUAGCUCCACCAAGGUGGUCCUGAUAUUCAGUGAGAGGUUCUGGGAGAAGGAGGGCAUCAAUGGAGGGAGGAGCAUCACGGAUAUGCACUCUCGUUUCAUCUACUACCCCAGCCACAGAUUCCCUAACACGGACAUCGGGGCCCUCUUGGCUUCCUAUACCUUCUCGGAUGACUCCACCCUCUUUCAGGGGGUGAAUGACGAGGAGCUGCAGGGUCUGGUGCUGGAGGACCUUGUCAAGAUCCACGGGGAGGGCAUACGGCCACUCUSCAUUGGAGGGCUGGUGAAGAAGUGGGCGCUGGAUCCCUAUAGUCUUGGGGCRUUUGCCCUCUUCACCCCGUACCAACAUAUAGACUACGCCUCAGAACUGUUCAGGAACGACAAUAGGAUCCACUUUGCUGGGGAGCACACAGCCCUGCCUCAUGCCUGGAUAGAGACGGCCAUGAAGUCUGCUCUAAGGGCAGCUAGAAAUAUCAAUAACCUCAGAGAGUAGAGAACGGGUGCAGUACAGUAUAUACUCUAAUCCACCGGUGGAAGCGUAURUCUGUAUACUCUGGAGAWGAGAGAACACGUACAGUUGAWGUCAGAAGUUUACAUACACCUUAGCCAAAUACAUUUAAACUCAGUUUUUCACAAUUCCUGACAUUUAAUCUGAGUAAA